Mirounga angustirostris (Northern elephant seal) is the source of this 2616-nucleotide messenger RNA. It is a transcript of the gene SUDS3, whose product is annotated as SDS3 homolog, SIN3A corepressor complex component. Lineage: Eukaryota; Metazoa; Chordata; Mammalia; Carnivora; Phocidae. The transcript has 14 exons. Bases 174 to 1232 code for a protein of 352 amino acids. The record is from RefSeq and is a predicted model, not a curated record. Gene Ontology annotation, cellular component: Sin3-type complex. Gene Ontology annotation, molecular function: histone deacetylase binding. Gene Ontology annotation, biological process: negative regulation of transcription by RNA polymerase II.
GAGCUGGCGCGCGGGGCGGAGCUUGGCGGAGACGGGGAAGGGGUCGCCGCGACGUGCGCGGCUCCCGCUCUUCGAGUUGGCGGCUCCCUCGGGGGCUGCUAGGCGGGCGUCGAGUCCGCAGGGCGCGCGGCCGCGGCCGCUGGUUGAGACGCUCAGCCGCGGCCGGAGGCGACAUGAGUGCCGCGGGACUGUUGGCUCCGGCCCCGGCCCCGGCUGGAGCACCGCCGGCACCGGAGUACUACCCCGAGGAGGACGAAGAGCUGGAGAGCGCCGAGGACGACGAGCGCAGCUGCCGGGGCCGCGAGUCCGAUGAAGACACCGAAGAUGCUAGUGAAACUGACCUGGCAAAGCAUGAUGAAGAGGACUAUGUAGAAAUGAAGGAACAGAUGUAUCAGGAUAAACUGGCUUCUCUCAAGAGACAGUUGCAACAACUGCAGGAAGGUACAUUACAGGAAUAUCAGAAGAGGAUGAAAAAACUGGAUCAGCAGUACAAAGAGAGGAUCCGAAAUGCAGAACUCUUCCUCCAGCUGGAAACUGAACAGGUGGAGAGAAACUACAUUAAAGAAAAGAAGGCAGCGGUGAAAGAAUUUGAAGACAAGAAGGUGGAGCUGAAAGAGAACCUGAUUGCUGAGCUGGAGGAGAAGAAGAAAAUGAUCGAAAAUGAAAAGCUGACGAUGGAGCUGACGGGAGAUUCUAUGGAAGUGAAACCCAUCAUGACCAGAAAGUUGCGGAGGCGACCAAAUGAUCCUGUCCCCAUCCCAGACAAGAGGAGAAAACCCGCUCCUGCCCAGCUGAACUAUUUGUUAACAGACGAACAGAUCAUGGAGGAUCUGAGAACGUUAAAUAAGCUUAAGUCACCCAAGAGACCAGCAUCCCCAUCCUCACCUGAACACUUGCCUGCCGCACCGGCGGAGUCUCCAGCCCAGAGGUUUGAAGCUCGGAUAGAAGACGGGAAACUGUACUAUGAUAAAAGAUGGUACCACAAGAGCCAGGCCAUCUACCUGGAGUCGAAGGACAACCAGAAGCUGAGCUGUGUGAUCAGCUCUGUCGGAGCCAAUGAGAUCUGGGUGAGGAAGACAAGUGACAGCACCAAGAUGAGGAUCUACUUGGGCCAGCUUCAGCGCGGGCUCUUUGUGAUCCGCCGGAGUAUCUCCAAAUUGACCCCUUGGAAAGCCCCAAAGGUUCUGAGUCAUGACAGCUUCCAAGUGUCAGGAAUACAGAAACCCUGGUGACUUCAGGCUGAUGGAGAUGUUGAGCACACCACCCAGGUUUUAUGAUUCUAUCAUGAGUUAAAACAAUGUGUCUCAUUAACCUCAAAAGGUCAGUGUAAUGAUUAAGAGCAUCAUAAAAGCUCAGGUGUGUCUGUUGGCUCUACCACAUACUGACCAGAUGACCUUGGGCAGAUGUUUUCCCCUCUUUGAGCCUCAGUUUCUUCAUCUGUAAAAUGGAGACAAUAUUCAGGCUUCUACCUUGUAAGGCUGCCAUAAGAAUUGACAGGUGUGAUUUAUGCAUAGUGCUUGGCACAGUAUCUGGCUGGACGUACUCACUGAACAAUAUCUCUGUAGACCUUAUAUCUGAACUGGAGGUUAGAAAACCUGGUUACCCACACCUGUGCUGCCUGCAUCCUUAAAGUCCUUUUCCAUGUACCCAGAAAUGGUUCAGGGAGUGACUGGUGCCCAAACCACCAUCGUAGCAUUGAGAGGGAUAAAGAGAAGAAAUGCAAGAUGUGCUCCCUAGGCUCAGAGAAGUUCUGACGUGGCUGGAAAGGCAAUAUAUAAAAACACGAAAUGGUUAAGGAACCAUAAGCAGCAUAUCAGGAUGAGGGGGUAGCCCCGAGUGCAGUAAGGGCUGAGUGUGUCCUGUGUGUCCUGUCCUGGUGUAGUGGGAAUAGCAGUGGACUUGGAGUCAGACAGCCCUCCCUGGACACUCUCCACCCCAGGCUGUUUUAGAGACCCCCCACUGCCCUGGGAUACCAGCUGUGCUCACCACUGAAAUGUAAUUGUUCAUUUGUCAGUCUCUCCUAUUAAAUUGGGAGCGAUGGAGGGCAGUCAUUCAUUUAUUAAUUAAUUGAGCAAAUAUUUACUGGGUAUCUGCUCUGUACCAAGUACUGUUCCAGGAAAUGAGAACAAGACAGCCAUUGCCUUUAUCCUUGAAAACCUCAUGGAAAGUUACAUGAGAGACAACGAUACGUAGCUAUAUACAGUGUUGGGUGGUGGUAAGCGCUGGGAAAAAAUAUAAAGCAGGAUAAGGGGUGUUGUAGAUAUAGAGGUGUGCCACCCAUGUCUUCCAUUGAGGAAGGACUUGCUGUCCAGCUGUGGGGAGGGUGGUCAGCACAUGGCCCCCACUUGUUCCUCCUCAGGGUUUGCUUGAGCUGCAGAGAGCCACCUUGCCCAAGCUUACAUCUUUCCCAGGGCACCCUGCAUCCAGUGCGUAUGUGAGGGUGGAUACCAGAGCCUGGCCAUUUCAGCCCGACUCCAGACUCGCUGGUGGGCAAUACGUGCUUGCGGAGCUUGUCUCCAGGGUGGAUGAAGCUAUGUUGAACUGAUGUCAUCGUGUAUCUUCUGUCUUUUGUCCACACUUGCUUCCCCUCUACACGCCACACUUCAUCUCUGUGUU